AAGAGUUGCAAUUCACAACUCAGUAGAAUAAGAGUUGCCAGUUGCAAUUCACAACUCAGUAGAAUGAGAAAUGAGAGUUGCAAUCCACAACUCAGUAGAAUAAGAGUUGCCAGUUGCAAUUCACAACUCAGUAGAAUGAGAAAUGAGAGUUGCAAUUCACAACUCAGUAGAAUGAGAGUUGCCAGUUGCAAUUCACAACUCAGUAGAAUGAGAGUUGCAAUUCACAACUCCGUAGAAUGA
Lottia gigantea (owl limpet) is the source of this 240-nucleotide messenger RNA. RefSeq lists its product as hypothetical. The transcript has 3 exons. NCBI's taxonomy places the organism in Eukaryota, Metazoa, Mollusca, Gastropoda, Lottiidae. The annotation marks the transcript as partial. The record is from RefSeq and is a predicted model, not a curated record.